GGAAAAGAAUUAGUAUUGUUGGUAAGAAGACGCAGGAAGAAGCGAUUGCAGAGUCUUUUGCUGUCUCUUGCUGCAUCUACAAUCCAGAAUAUCGAACAUGAAGUUCUUCGCCUUUCUCGUUCUAUUCGCUAUCUUCGGGAGCGGGAGUGCUUUGAGAUGCUACCAUUGCCUCGGCGAUAUGUGCCAAAAGGGCGAGUCCAGUUGGGUGGAAGGGGAUUGCUCAGACAUUGGAACAGCACCAAGUGGGACGGAAUGGUACUGCGGAGCUGCCUGGGAUCAGAAUGGUGUCCACCAGAUAUCGAGUUGUUGGCCGUGGACGAAAGAAGGAUGUUGGACCGUAAAUCAGGAAAGCAAAGGAGUAUCUAGCAAGCAGGAGAAUGCUUACAGCCAGGGGACUAUCGGCUGGAAGGAAUGUUAUUGCCAGUCGGACCUCUGCAACACAGCAGCCUUGACAGUCUUCCCCUCUCGUAUUCCGGAAAGCGGCGUGACGAUAAUGGACCACCACGCUGCGUCGGAAUCCUUCAUGAGACACCUGGAGAACGAGAUGAAGAGCCGAGGCGGAUGCCCAGCUGACUGGGUCUGGAUCGUCCCUCCCCUCUCCUCGUCCCUCACCCCCGUCUUCCACCAGGAAAUGGCCCUCUACCACCUCAGUCCUUCCUUCGAAUACCAGAUUCCGGCCUGGAAGACCCAUGGAAAAGUUGCCCUUGGUCCCUCAAAUUCCAGAAGGAAAUUCACUUUUCGAGAGGUUGCCGUGUCAGUGUGGUUCGCCUCGAAGCUAUACAUCCAAGCCCUCCACCGACGGAUCAAAGCGACAAUCCUUUACGCGAGCGAAACGGGACGAUCGGAGCGAUUCGCCUCUAAGCUCUCCUCCCUAUUCGCUCAUGCCUUCAACGCUCACGUAUUUCGCAUGUCGGACUACAAAAUCGUGGACCUCGAGCACGAGUCCCUCGUCCUCGUGGUCACUAGCACAACCGGCAACGGCGACCCUCCCGAGAGCGGAGAAGCCUUUGCCAAGUGGCUGCACUCCAUGAAAAUGGGCGAAACUACUGGCCGCCCCGAAACAAUC
Molecule: messenger RNA, 1066 nt
Organism: Darwinula stevensoni
Lineage: Eukaryota; Metazoa; Arthropoda; Ostracoda; Podocopida; Darwinulidae
Source: the annotation of a GenBank genome assembly